Branchiostoma floridae (Florida lancelet) is the source of this 1495-nucleotide messenger RNA. RefSeq names its product fibroblast growth factor receptor 4-like. Bases 20 to 1057 code for a protein of 345 amino acids. Gene Ontology annotation, cellular component: signaling receptor complex. Gene Ontology annotation, molecular function: ATP binding; transmembrane receptor protein tyrosine kinase activity. NCBI's taxonomy places the organism in Eukaryota, Metazoa, Chordata, Leptocardii, Amphioxiformes, Branchiostomatidae. Gene Ontology annotation, biological process: multicellular organism development; cell surface receptor protein tyrosine kinase signaling pathway; protein phosphorylation. The record is from RefSeq and is a predicted model, not a curated record. The transcript has a single exon.
CGUCCUUGUUGCCAUAGUGAUGGCAAUACUCUACAAAACGGGCAUUCUGGCUUGCUCCGCACCUGACACAGGCGAGGAGGACAAGAUACUUUUCGAACUGAGGAAAAUGGAGCAGGAUCUAGCACAGAGCCUACAGCCGGGCUGGCUGGGACGUUGGGAGAAGAAGAUCAAACAUCUUACUCCUGGUCCACUGAUAGGAGAAGGAAUGUUUGGACUAGUCAGAAAAGGAAAACUGCGCACAUUUGAGGGAGAGCUCGCCGUUGCCGCCAAGACAGUUCGCGUCGAGGACUCACAGUCCUACCGAGACUUCUACAGAGAAGCAGCCAUUUUGGUAGCUGUGCACCAACAACGAGAUGGCGAUUAUCGUGAGUCCAACAUUGUUCGACUUGUGGGGCUCAUCACCAAGUCUGCCGAAAAGUACAUUCUUCUGGAAUAUGCCCCCAAAGGUGACCUCUUGGGUUUCCUACGACGAAUAAAAAACCACAAUAAGGAUGGUCUACUCGGAAACCUUCUUGGAUACGCAGUCCACAUAGCACGAGCUCUACAAGAGCUGGAACGCUUGAGAAUCGCCCAUCGUGACGUGGCCGCUCGCAACGUCCUCAUCACUGCUGAUGCCGUGGCCAAGUUGGCUGACUUUGGAUUGGCUAGAGAUGUCUACGCCACUACUCAGUAUGUCCGAUGCAACCGUCCAGGCAUUGACGAACUCCUUCCGUUGAAGUGGAUGGCGCUGGAGUCCAUCGAGACCGGCGAGUACACCUGUCAGAGUGACGUCUGGUCCUUCGGCGUGCUGCUGUGGGAGAUCGCCACGCUGGGGAAAGAUCCGUACUACGAUGGCAGGAUGCAGCUGAGCUUUCUACAGAUGGUGGGGAUUCUGAGGCAAGGAAUACGGUUGGAGAAACCACCGGGAUGUCCAGAGGACCUGUACCGACUGAUGAGGUCGUGUUGGCGCGACGUUCCAGAUACCAGACCGACUCCAGAAGAGAUAGAAGAGAGGCUGCUGCAACUGAGACGUGCACUGCUGCCACAUGACGUCAUUGAAAUGGAGACUGUGGUGUAGUUUUUAUCGCUCUGGAAUCUUGUAAAUUAAUAAAAUACAGCUUUUGUUUGCCAUUCUUAAGAGGACAGUAACAUUUUUGUAGAGUCUUCCUUAUUUCGAUAUUUCAUUCACUGACUGUUGUUUUGAGGCGAUUACUAAGUUUGAAUUGAGAGCUGUACAGUAUCUUGCUUGCUUUGCAGUGUACCAAUUCCAACAGUAACAUUGUGUUGUGUUGUGAUGUUGUGAUGGCUUGAGUGUUAAGAUGUACAUGCUACAAGCUUACUUAGACAAUGAUAAGCAUUCAAAAAUGUGGAGGGUACUAGUGAUGCUUUGCAACAUGAUUUCCCAAUUAGAAUUAUAUAUAACUUAACACAUCAUUCCUUCUUCCGUAAUAUGUUUAAAGUCAAUUUGCAGUUUGAAUCCAGUGUUGUGUCUAUAUUUCACUGAUGUUGUAAUUAA